Molecule: messenger RNA, 1185 nt
Organism: Aspergillus ibericus CBS 121593
Lineage: Eukaryota; Fungi; Ascomycota; Eurotiomycetes; Eurotiales; Aspergillaceae
Product: Zn(II)2Cys6 transcription factor domain-containing protein
Exons: 3
Coding region: 1-1185 (394 amino acids)
Biological process (GO): positive regulation of transcription by RNA polymerase II
Cellular component (GO): nucleus
Molecular function (GO): sequence-specific DNA binding; zinc ion binding; DNA-binding transcription factor activity, RNA polymerase II-specific
Source: RefSeq, a predicted model, not a curated record
AUGUUUGGUGCUUUUCGCUGUACCAGCGGUGCGCAGAACAACUCUGAAUACAUUGACAUGUCGACAAAGGCUGGUAUGGAGACUCGAAAGUCAUCUGUCAUUGCGUGUGAUCAGUGCAAAGCUCAAAAGAUUAAAUGCAAUGGUGAUCUCUACGGCUGCGAAAGAUGUCAAGAAAAAUCAGCCAAUUGCACCUACCGCACGCCUACACGCACGCCUACCCCGGCAGGGCCCUCACGCUCGAAACGCCCGUCUCCGGAUACGUCGGCGCCAGCCAGCAAGAGGCAGCGGGCAGAAAGUGUUAGCGAUGCCCUUUCGUCGCCAGUGGAUCCUCAUAUCAAGGUCCAAACACCUAUGACUCGCUCCUCGCCCGUCUUUGUGAAUUCCUACCAAGAGUGGGACGAAUUUUGCGACGCGAACGUGACCGACCACCAGGGGCUAAACCUGAGCCUGGAGGAAAGCGUGCCUUGUUUACCUAUGAUGUCUUCGGGGUCAGAGUUUCACAGUACACCCCCCUCGCUGGCGUCGCCGAGUACAUCCUAUACAAGUCAUGGCGGUCGCAACUUCUACCUUAUGACUCCACCGACGGCCACGAUUGGCCAAGGCUCAUAUGAUUACCGAAGGCGGCGCUGUACCUGCGUCCAAUCCCUUGCCAACACUCUUGAGGAGGUCGCUGGAGACAACACCCGCAGCAGGACCGACAACAGUGAUCGCAGCGAUUACCUACUCAUGUCCAUGCACCACGGGGUCGGUGCAUGCAAUCGUGUACUCGCAUGCACUGACUGCACUGUCUGUACCAGCAACUCAAUUCUCCUGGUGACCGUCGCCCAACAGCUUGCUACCAGGUCAAUGGAUCUCUGUGACCUUCUCCUUGCGCUCCAGGACAAACCCAAGCCCGUGAUACCAGAUGAAUUGCCAGAUCUCAAGAUUGGGGGGGUGUUUGUUGGGAGGUAUCAGGUUCAAAUCGCGGCUGUGUGUCGCGAGCUCGUACAUACAGUUGCGGAGAUCCAUUUCAGAGAUUUGCGGCAACUCCUGGAAUGCCUUUCUGAUCGCAUUGUGAAGAAAUCCAAGGCAGCUCGGAUGUUGGCUGACGCCACGGAGGAGGCGAAGAAAGCUUAUUGUAUCCUGGAAGGGAUUAUGAUCAAGCGAGCGGCAGAGAAAUCGAAGCGUGAUUCGAACGCAGCUUAA